Molecule: messenger RNA, 2330 nt
Organism: Clupea harengus (Atlantic herring)
Lineage: Eukaryota; Metazoa; Chordata; Actinopteri; Clupeiformes; Clupeidae
Product: carbohydrate sulfotransferase 1-like
Biological process (GO): keratan sulfate proteoglycan metabolic process; N-acetylglucosamine metabolic process
Molecular function (GO): N-acetylglucosamine 6-O-sulfotransferase activity; keratan sulfotransferase activity
Source: RefSeq, a predicted model, not a curated record
ACGGGUAAAGUUUGUCCCGACUGAAAACACUCGCAGUCAAACUAGGACUUCAAUAGGCUACUUUAACAUUUGUGACAUUCAAAAGUAAUGCACAAUCUGUGACCACGGCAUUGAAUUAGCAUUGCUUCUGACGACGGAUUUUAGUUUAAUUGAUUUAAAGAUGAAUAGUGGUUCUAGUUCUAGUAUAGUUCUUUAAUAACUAAAGACAAUCCGAAUUUCCAAGGGCAAAUCAAAUGUAAAGCCGAAUCAACUCCUAAAAAGUCAAGAGAAAACACUAUUCACACAUCUGUUCUUUUUUAAAUUGUCAGUAUUUUUCAUAAUUUUCAUGAUUUUUAAAUAUAUGUAGACAGAGAAUCAUUAGGUUACUAGCCUAUAUGUGCUUUGGCUCAGUAAUUACAGUGCAUGAAAUGCCCUGUAUUGUUAUUCCACUUUGUCAUCUUAUCUAGAAUAAAAAGGGAGGUGGCCAGGACCACCAGUUUUACUUGUUUCGAAUGUCACCUGAGUGUUCGUCACCUCAACGGUAAGAGUCUGCUUUCAUACCUCUUUAGGUGCCUUUGACAUAGUUGACAUAUUUUGACAUUCCUGGUGAGAAAAGGAAAUGCCUUUUGCAGAGGUGUUCUUUUGCUAGAAAUCUCCACUUCUCUGUGAAAUUCCUGCUGUGAGUACCGACUGCAUUUUAUAAAAAAAGAAAGGGUGACACUCACACUAUCAUGAAAUGUUCCUGGAGGAUUGUUUUUCUGUUGGCUUUGGUGUCCGUUGUCAUCCAGUAUGCUGUGAUCAGAUCUUUUACAUCUCUGAAUAUCUGUUCAGUUCUACAUCCUCAAAAUCACUCCCAGCUGCUGCAAAUGGACACUGUCUGUCUGGCAGAGAGCUCUUUAAAAAACACGUCUUCUUCUAAAAGCCAUGUUCUCAUCUUGGCUGCCACCCGUUCUGGUUCCUCAUUUUUUGGGCAACUCUUCAACCAUCACCCCGAUGUCUUCUACCUGUAUGAACCUGUAAACCAUGUUCAGACUGCGCUGAAGUCAACACCUACCAACCGAAGGAUGAUACUCGGGGCCAGUAGGGACCUCCUUAGGGGCUUGUUCAACUGUGACCUGCACCUCUUGGAGGAUUACAUCACCCCACAGCCAGAAAAUCACAUCACAAACCAGCUCUGGCGCAGGGGGGCCAGCAAAGCCCUCUGCACUCCUCCAGUGUGUGACUCCUUCAGUCCCCAUAGGGUGAAUGUCACUGAGAGGGAGUGCAUCCAGACGUGUGGCUCCCUGAAUCUCACCCUGGCCUCACAGUCCUGUCAGCAGAGAGGGAAUGUGGUCAUCAAGACAGUGCGAGUGCCAGAGGUCAGUGAUGUCCGAGAUCUGCUGGAGGACCCUCGACUCAACCUGAAGGUCAUCCAGCUGGUCAGGGACCCACGUGGAGUAUUGGCCUCCAGAAUGAUGUCCUUCCCAGAGAACUACCUACUGAUGAGACUGUGGAAGAUGAAGCAUCAGAAGCCUGAGGGUCUAAAUCUUACACACGUGAGCGUGUGUGAGGACUUCCUCAGUUCUGUAAGCACAGCCUUGAGACAGCCUGACUGGCUGAGAGGAAGGUACAUGCUGGUGAGGUAUGAGGAUCUAGCAAAAGACCCACAUCAAAAGAUCCAGGAGAUUUUUAAGUUUCUAGGCAUGGAUUUAAAUAAGAGUGUGGUUGACUGGAUUGAAGAAAAUACACAAGGAAGAGGCAGCUGGUCCCCAAUGGAUGUCUUAAGCACAAAGCGGAACUCGGCCACCAAUUAUGAAAGCUGGAGGCUAAAGCUUUCUUUUGACAUGGUUCAAUAUUUGCAAACCUUAUGUCAAGUAACUUUGCAUGAACUGGGCUACAAAUGUGUUAAUUCUUCAGAGGAGCUGAAGAAUUUGUCUAUCCCUCUCUCUGAAACUAGGCCUUUUUACAUAUCUCAGUGAUAUAUCAACAAAAAUACUCGUAUUCUGUACAUAUUCAAUUGAAUUUGCUACAUACAUUAUGCCACAGUGUUUUUGUAAGAUAGCUUUAAAAGUGGUCUGUUACAUUAUAAAUGAAACACUCCAAGAUCUUGCUGAAUCCAGCUUCCACUGCUCAACUUUCAAUAUGAAGCAGAAAACAUAUCUCAGUAUAGCAAAUGCUUAGUCAGAGCAUUGCUGACUUUGGUAAGUGCACCAUUGCACCUUAGAAGAUAAUGUUGCUCUGAUUCUUGAUGUAACGAAUAUAAUAGUAACUUGCUGUGUUUACCUUCUAAGUAUAUUCUGUUUUUCUGUAUUACAGUUUCACUCAUAAAUUUCACCUGACAAAUCAUUAAAGGAGCAAGGCGCUCGCUACCU